Messenger RNA from Cicer arietinum (chickpea), 2364 nucleotides. The record is from RefSeq and is a predicted model, not a curated record. Lineage: Eukaryota; Viridiplantae; Streptophyta; Magnoliopsida; Fabales; Fabaceae.
CGUUGCAGUUUGGACAUGAACCACUGUAAAAUGAACAAACGUGGAAAGAUAAAGUAAAAUAAAAGCCUGAAAAAAGAGUUCCAUUUCCAUCCAUCCCCGCAACACAAACUCGAUUCGCUUGAAUAAGACAAACAAAUUCGAGGAUUACUUUCUUUCCAUUCAUCCACACAACAUCACAGAUAAAACUAUUACUAAUAGAUUCACUCCACACCCUCUUUUCUCUUACAAUACAACUACGCAUCAAUGUCUUAAAUUCCCAACUUCUCACUUAAAUCCUACACCCUAAAGAAAUCAAAAUCAAAAUCAACCUCGUUCCAUGGCUGCUGCUGCUGCGUUUCGAUCAAAACCUUCAAACUACAAAGAAAAAGCAACACUUGCUUUGUCCCAAUUAAGAUACUUCGCUUUCAACUACACACACGCUGGUAACUCUCACUAUCCUUCACGCACACCCUUAAUCAACACCCCUUAUCACUUCACGUCCUUCAAACCCCUUUCUCUCCGCGGCGAUUUCACCCAAACCCAUAACGGUAAUUCUACUACCACUACACCCAAUCCUAACCCUAAUAACCAUCUUCCCUAUGAUACAACCGCCUAUAGGGUUCUUGUUUCUUCAUUUGGGGAUCCUCCUGAAGUUUGGUCUGGUGGUGGAAUUGUUGUUCGCCCGGGAAAUUCUAAUUAUGAUGUUUCUGGCGGUGGUGGUGCUGGUGGUGCUAGCUCCGGUGGUGGUGAUUCGGCGAAUUCCAAAGAUGGGUGUUGGGGUGGCUCCAAUUUGGGAGGUAGUUUUCCUACUCCUAAGGAGAUUUGUAAAGGCCUUGAUAAAUAUGUAAUUGGACAAGAGAGGGCCAAGAAGGUGCUUUCUGUGGCAGUUUAUAAUCAUUAUAAGAGAAUCUUUCAUGAAUCUUCACCCAAGUCUAUGUGGCCUGCAGGAGAUUCAAGUAAUGAUGGUAAAGCUGAUGAUGUUGAUGAUGAUAGAGUUGAACUUGAGAAAAGCAAUAUCCUUUUGAUGGGGCCAACAGGAUCAGGGAAGACAUUACUUGCCAAAACCUUGGCUCGGUUUGUAAAUGUUCCCUUUGUUAUUGCAGAUGCAACUACACUCACUCAGGCUGGUUAUGUCGGAGAAGAUGUGGAGUCCAUAUUAUACAAGCUCCUCUCGGCUGCAGAUUAUAAUGUGGCAGCUGCACAGCAAGGCAUUGUUUACAUUGAUGAAGUUGACAAGAUUACCAAAAAGGCUGAGAGCCUUAAUAUCAGUAGAGAUGUCUCUGGUGAAGGUGUUCAGCAGGCAUUACUGAAGAUGCUUGAGGGAACGGUUGUCAAUGUUCCUGAGAAGGGAGCCCGAAAGCAUCCAAGAGGUGACAAUAUUCAGAUUGACACAAAGAAUAUACUUUUCAUUUGUGGAGGAGCCUUCAUUGACUUAGAGAAAACAAUUUCAGAAAGGCGCCAAGAUUCUUCUAUCGGAUUUGGAGCACCUGUACGCGCAAAGAUGAAGGCCGGAGGUGUCACAGAUGGUGCUAUUGCGUCAUCAUUAUUAGGAACUGUUGAAAGCAGUGAUCUUAUCGCAUAUGGUUUAAUACCUGAAUUUGUUGGACGGUUUCCUAUUCUUGUCAGCCUCUCAGCCUUAACUGAAAAUCAACUCAUUCAGGUCUUCACAGAACCGAAGAAUGCUUUAGGGAAGCAAUACAGGAAGAUGUUCCAAAUGAAUGGAGUAAAGCUUCAUUAUACAGAAAGCGCUCUCAGAUCAAUUGCAAGAAAAGCAAUAUCUAAAAAUACCGGUGCUCGGGGCCUACGAGCAAUAUUAGAGAGUGUUUUGGUAGAUUCCAUGUUUGAGAUUCCUGAUAUCAGAACAGGCGACGAUGUUAUAGAUGCUGUUGUUGUUGAUGAAGACUCUGUUGGAGGUGAGGGUUGUGUGAAAGGCGCUAAAAUCCUUCAUGGUAGGGGUGCAUUGGAUCGUUAUCUUUCCGAGGAGAAGAAAGAUUCGGAGAGCAUGGAGGUUUCUGGUGGAGAUCAAGAAGCAGAGACAGAACUUCCUUCCAUUGUUGUCAGCAUGUAAUAAAAUCCGUUGGUGAUAUUUAUUAUUGUAGUUAUCUUUGUACAUAAUAACUAGUUGAUACAUUUGUUAAAAAUAAUAUAAAGGGUUAGAUUCAGAUGCCCCAUGUCAUGUGAAUUGGGUCGAAAUCAAUGUACUAUAUAAGAGUAGUUCAAGAGUGACCUCCUGUGGUUAGUCUCAUAUGCACAAAUCAUAGUGAGGUAAACUAAAUGUCACAUACCUCUUUUAAAUGUGAAAAUACCGUAUUCAUUUAUGUAGUUUUGGGGCAACACUGGUGUAAGAAACCAAAAAUGUAUAUCACUGUAUAAUUUCCGUUCGUC